This is a messenger RNA of Seriola dumerili (greater amberjack), 1405 nucleotides long. RefSeq names its product ras-related and estrogen-regulated growth inhibitor-like protein. NCBI's taxonomy places the organism in Eukaryota, Metazoa, Chordata, Actinopteri, Carangiformes, Carangidae. Gene Ontology annotation, molecular function: GTPase activity; GTP binding. The transcript has 4 exons. The record is from RefSeq and is a predicted model, not a curated record. Bases 55 to 660 code for a protein of 201 amino acids.
UCCUCUUCUGCCCCACAUGGAGCUGAGCGGCUCGACACAGCUGUUUCACUGAGGAUGGAUGCCAACAUUGUUGUUAUGGGUACAGAAAGCGUCGGAAAGUCAGCGCUGACUGUGCGGCUCUUAACCCGGCGAUUCAUUGGAGAGUAUGGAGAUAUUGAGUCCAUCUAUAGUCACAGUUUUAUGGUCGAUGGGAGGGAGACCACUCUCAAUAUUUGGGAUUCACCUUGUUCUGAGGAUUUGUCUGUGGAGACGUCACUCUUCGAGAAAAAGGUCCAGUGGGCGGAUGGCUACGUCCUCGUCUACAGCAUCUGCGACAGGGCCAGUUUCAAUAGCGUCAGCAGGCUCAUUCAGACCAUCAAGUCCACCAAAGACUACCUGAACGCAGACAAAGCGCCCAUAGUGAUUGUGGGUAACAAGAGGGACCUGUGCCACAGGCGGACAGUGCUGAGCGAGGAGGGCCGGCUGCUGGCUCUCAACACAGACUGCCACUUCUACGAGGUGUCAGCAGCCGAGAACUACCACAGCGUACUCAUGGUGUUUCACGGGUUGGUGGACAGGAUGAAGGACACCAAGAUGACCAUGAAGAGGCCUCUGGGGUUCAAGGGCAUAGUGAAAAGCAUGUCUGCUGUGUUUGCUAGGAGACGGACAGACUCCUUUUAAGUAAGACCAUGAAAGAAGAGGACGGAGUUUUCUAUGAAUCUGCAUUCGACUGGAUGGAUAUUACAGUGUCUGUCCGUGAAAUGUUACCAGGUGUGUCACAUGUUACUGUGCCAAAGGUAACAAUAACGCCUCCAGAGGCAGAGACACUAGAGAAAUGGGAACUUCUUCUCAGUAAAGAAGUGUGGAAAGACUCCAGGGAAGAAAAAAGCCAUUAAAAUUCAGAAAACAUGGAGGCAAUGCAAUGUGACCGAGGUUACAGAUGUUUUUUGGUGACAGGUUAUGAUUUUAGCUGCACUUCAAGCUGCACAAGAUAAAAUAGUCUUUCUUAUUUUACAGAUAUUUAACAUGUAACAUAUUAUUGUGUGCGACAAGGAAGGCAAUAUGUCUUAAGUUAUGUUUUCUGUUUUACAGAUUGUAAUCAAUUCUAUGCACAAGUUAAAUGUGCCUUUACUUAUGAUGCAUAUGCUAAAGAGAAAAAGCUCUUCAAACCACAAGUGAAACCUUUGUGUUGCUUGAAAAAAGUAACUAAAAAAUGUCUUGCUCAAUCCUGUUAUUAAGACUUAAUAAAACACAAAUAUUUGUAUUUAUUCAAGUCUAAACGCUGUAAAGCAAAAAAAGAAACUGUUUUCUAUAUUUAUGAGCUUUCCCAUGUUUAAUUCAUUGACUAUAUGUCAUGUACUGAAAUGUAUUGUUUGUCUAAACCCCGUUUUACAGCUCAUAAGGAUUUGAAUAAAACACAAAAUGU